CGCUAAGGCUUAUGGGCAUUUUUUUUCAAGAUGGCUGUCCAGCGAACGAAAGCGUGAACAGAUCGCGACGAUUUCUCGUAUUUUUCAUCACUAAGGACUUUUUCGGCACUGUAAUACUUUCAGGUUGUCAGCGUAAGCAUAGUUGAGAGCGGUAGUCCGAACAUACUGUGUCCACCACUCCCGCAACAGUAAGGAGAGCCCUCAUCAGCCGCGUUACCUCAGCCGCUGAGAGGUUCAGAAAGAAAAGCCACUUUUCUCGACAGUUUUCAGAAAGAGCAUAAUUUUCUCAUCAUGGGAAAGGAGAAGGCGGGUUUCCUAUCACCAAAGGCAAUCAGCAACAGGAUCAAGGCAAAGGGUUUACAGAAGCUUCGCUGGUAUUGUCAAAUGUGUCAGAAGCAGUGCAGGGACGAGAAUGGCUUCAAGUGCCACACCAUGUCAGAGAGUCACCAGAGACAGCUGCUGCUCUUUGCUGAGAGUCCAGACAAGUUCUUGGACUACUUCUCACAGGAGUUUUUAAAUGGAUAUCUGGAACUUCUCAGGAGACGAUUUGGUGACAAGAGAGUCCACUGUAACAUAGUGUACAAUGAGUACAUCCAGGACCGUGACCAUACCCAUAUGAACUCCACACAGUGGCUGACUCUGACAGACUUUGUCAAGUGGCUGGGGAGGGAAGGUUAUUGUAAAGUGGAUCACACAGAGAAGGGCUGGUACAUCCAGUACAUCAACCGGGACCCUGAAACCAUCGCUAGGCAACAGGAACUGGAGAAGAAGAAAAAGAUGGACAUGGACGAUGAAGAACGGCAGGCCAAGUACAUCCAGGAACAGGUAGAAAGAGGGAUGCAGGGGGGCGGGGAGCAGGCUUCCCAUGAGGCCACAGAGCUGCAGAGACAGAGUGAGGAGGAGAAGAUUGUGUUGAAGAUGGGUUUGGGUGGGAAGAAACCUACCAGCUCAUCAGCACCUUCAGCAGAGUCUAAACCAUCCUCCUCUAAAGCUGCUGAGAACCCACUACAGGCCUUAGCUGCUGGUGCAAGGAAGAAGGAUGUCCAAGCAGUCACGUCUAAGAAAGAUGGAGCCAAGAAACGGUCGGCUCUGGAUGAGAUCAUGGAAGAGGAGGAGAAGAAGAAGGCCAAGUUCACCAGGAAGGACCAUUGGCUGACUCCUGGCAUUAUUGUCAAGGUCAUUACUAAGAAGCUGGGACAGAAAUAUUACAAGAAAAAAGCAGAGGUGUUGGCAGUGAAAGACCUGUAUACAGCUGUCCUGAUGUUGGUGGACUCGGGUGACAAGUUGAAAGUUGACCAGACUCACCUGGAGACGGUCAUCCCCGCGGUCGGCCGGCCGGUACAGGUGGUGAACGGCACGUACAGCGGCUGCAGGGCGGUGUUGGAGGGGCUGGAUGAGAAGAACUUCUGUGUCACCAUCAGGAUAGACUCGGGUGUGUCUAAGGGCAGGGUGGUGGAAGGUGUGAAGUAUGAAGACAUCUGCAAGAUUGCCAGCUAACACGGUGGCAGGCCAUCAACAGGGACGGGGAUGGUCUGCAAAUGGGGGUCAGCGUUAAGCUUCAGGACAUGUAGGAGGGAUUAUCUGCUCUUGUAUAUAAUGAUUGUUUGUAUCUACCAGUCUACUUUAAAGCAUUUACACAGGAUACCCCAGUAAUAAAAUAUCCUUAAAUGUUGAUCAGUUUCUGUACAUUGCAGUGUUCAGACCAAACCAUGUUAUUUUUUAAUCAGUGUACAUCAUCAAUAUCCAGAUUUGUUAAACACAUAAUAAUGAGCGUGUUAUAUUGUGUUGUUCCACUUUUCUCAACUUAAUUAAGACACUGAGAAAAAAAUUGCAGCAUGAUAUUUGUUGUACAUGUACUUACUGGAUCUGACAUGUUUGUCAUUCUGUCUUAAUCUUAGAUUAUACACCUUGUAUCUAGUCAAACCAUUCAUGAAUAGGUUGUGCCUAAAAAAAGUAUUUCUCACCUAGCUAUGGCAUAUGUGAUAGCAUACUGUAUUCAAAGAAAGGGGAUACAAGUCAUAGUCCUCUCUGUGUUGAAAUAUCUACCACAUAAAACUUAACAUUUUGCUUUUGAAAUACCAUUUUAACCUACAGAGUAUUUUGGAAUAAACUGAUACAAAAGAA
Messenger RNA from Branchiostoma belcheri (Belcher's lancelet), 2124 nucleotides. Its product is annotated as DNA/RNA-binding protein KIN17-like. The coding region runs from base 292 to 1497 and encodes 401 amino acids. Gene Ontology annotation, molecular function: double-stranded DNA binding. NCBI's taxonomy places the organism in Eukaryota, Metazoa, Chordata, Leptocardii, Amphioxiformes, Branchiostomatidae. The record is from RefSeq and is a predicted model, not a curated record. Gene Ontology annotation, biological process: DNA damage response; DNA replication. The transcript has 9 exons. Gene Ontology annotation, cellular component: nucleus.